This is a messenger RNA of Eupeodes corollae, 1059 nucleotides long. Its product is annotated as seminal metalloprotease 1. Bases 102 to 1013 code for a protein of 303 amino acids. The record is from RefSeq and is a predicted model, not a curated record. The transcript has 5 exons. Gene Ontology annotation, molecular function: metalloendopeptidase activity; zinc ion binding. Gene Ontology annotation, biological process: proteolysis. Lineage: Eukaryota; Metazoa; Arthropoda; Insecta; Diptera; Syrphidae.
AUUUAUUAUUCUUAAGUGCGCGGGCGGUGUUUAUUUGGAAAAAGGUCUAUCGCUGAGGAAGCGGCAUCGGUAUCGACUGUGACGUUGUGACUUUUAAGGAAAUGUAUGUCUUUUGUGGAUAUAUUCUGAGCGUAAUUGCCUUGCCCAUUAUAUUAUCUGCGUCUAUGCAGAGUUGGAAUCCUGUGAUGCCUCCGGUGCCUCGAUAUGGUCCCAAUACAAAGAUGUUAAAAUUGAAGAACAGUCCAGAGUUUAUCGAUUGGUCUGAAGAAUGUGGGACUAAUCUUUGGGAACAUUGUGAACUAUUCGAAGGCGAUAUAAUGCUAUAUAAUGAUAGCCGAAGAAAUGGCUUGCUUAAUGAAAGCUACUAUUGGCCAAAAGCAGUUAUACCUUUCUACAUAGAUAGCAAGGAUUUCGAUGGCAGUGAAAUUGGAACAAUAUUGGGUGCAUUCGAAGAAUAUCAUAAAAAUACUUGUAUACGAUUUCGACCCUAUCAAGAAGGAGAUUCUAAUUUCAUAGUUUUUAAAGGAAACUAUUCUGGAUGUUGGUCUAGCGUUGGAAUGCGGAAAGGUGGACAGGUUUUAAAUCUUAGUACUCCAAAGUGUGUUACACAUGGUAUUGUUAUACAUGAACUUCUUCAUGCAGUUGGGUUCUAUCAUCAACAAAGUGCUACUGAUCGAGACGAAUAUGUUAAAAUUCAGUGGGAGAAUAUUCUCGAAAAGCAUCAACAUAAUUUUAACAAAUACGAUGCUAAUCGUAUUACGGAUUUCGAUGUUGGAUAUGAUUUCGGAAGUAUAAUGCACUAUAGUGAAAAAGCAUUUUCCAAAAAUGGAAACCCUACGAUAGUACCAUUAAGAAGUGGAGUUAAAAUAGGUCAGCGAAAAGGUCUUUCUCCAAAAGAUAUCGAAAAACUGAGCGAAAUGUACGAUGGCGAGUGUGAUGAUGAAUCAUCUGAAGAAAACUUCGAUUUCCUGCAGGAGUUAAUAAAGUUCUUCCAACAAUUUCUAGGAAAAUAAAAAAGUGUUUAUUGCCUACAUUUUACAAUUUCUGGUUUAGAUUUUU